This is a messenger RNA of Ascochyta rabiei, 993 nucleotides long. RefSeq lists its product as uncharacterized. Gene Ontology annotation, molecular function: oxidoreductase activity, acting on the CH-CH group of donors. The transcript has 2 exons. Gene Ontology annotation, biological process: lipid metabolic process. Gene Ontology annotation, cellular component: membrane. The record is from RefSeq and is a predicted model, not a curated record. Bases 1 to 993 code for a protein of 330 amino acids. Lineage: Eukaryota; Fungi; Ascomycota; Dothideomycetes; Pleosporales; Didymellaceae.
AUGACACUUUUACAAACAUUGCUCCGCGCCACAGCGUUCAAAAACCCCCUGCUAAGGACGCUGGUUCCCUCGCUCGCACUUGCAUAUGGCAUCCAAACUGCUGUCGCGGUACCGUCAAUCGCCGCGCAGACAGAGAAGUACUAUGACUUGAGCGGUAGCCUUACCUACUUGAGCUGCGUGGGCGCAUCUCUCGUCUUGCCGUACUUGCGCGCCCAGCAAGCCGGCGCUGCAGCAGGAGGACUCGCAGAAUAUCUGAGCUCCAAGGGUCUCGGACAGGGGACCUGGUGGUGGAGGCAAGCGCUCUUGAGUGCUGCGGUAGGGAUCUGGGCUACGAGAUUGGGGACUUACCUCUUCUCCCGCAUCUCCUCGGACGACGGAAAGGACAGCCGCUUCGACAGCAUCCGUACUUCCCCCUCCAAGUUCUACGUCGCCUUCUUUGCUCAAGCAACAUGGGUCUCCCUCUGCACGCUGCCCGUGGUCCUGGUCAACAGCCUGCCGCGCACCGCCUUCGCAGCGAGUGGACUCGGCUCUGCCAUCUCCGCCCGGCCGUACCUGACCGACAUGCUGGGACUCGCCCUCUUCGUCUUCGGCCUGACGUUGGAAGCGAUUGCCGACGGGCAGAAGAGCAGAUGGGUCGAAGCGAAGAAGGCCAAGAAGCACUCGGAGCCAUUCCUGACACACGGCCUGUGGAGCAAGAGCAGACACCCAAACUACUUUGGCGAAUCCACGCUCUGGACUGGCAUUGCCAUUGCUGCCGCUGGGCUGCUGGUGCGACAGCCGGCGCAGAGCGCGCUGGGGCUGAGUGGCCUCGGCACGACGGGGCAGGUGUUGGUGACGGGGCUCUGUGCGGCCAGCCCGGCGUUUGUUACCUUCCUGCUGCUGAAGAUCAGCGGUGUUCCGCUGAGCGAGAACAAGUACGACGAGCGGUACGGAGACAGGAAGGACUAUCAGAAGUGGAAGAGGGAGACGCCCAUGUUCGUGCCGAAGCUCUGA